Molecule: messenger RNA, 766 nt
Organism: Orussus abietinus
Lineage: Eukaryota; Metazoa; Arthropoda; Insecta; Hymenoptera; Orussidae
Product: osteoclast-stimulating factor 1-like
Exons: 5
Coding region: 65-733 (222 amino acids)
Biological process (GO): signal transduction
Molecular function (GO): protein binding
Source: RefSeq, a predicted model, not a curated record
CUUGCAUGUGUGCAUACGCCAGGUGCACGUCAAAUGAAGUCAAGUGUAUCGCGUAGCAAUAACAAUGGCUACAUUGAAUAUAUCUGACAAGCCAACUCUGCCGCCGAAGCCGACACCAAAGCCGGGUGAAGUAAAAAUUGUGAGAGCUCUGUAUUCGUAUAAAGCACAGCAUUCCAAUGAACUUUCUUUCGAAGAAGGAGAGCUGCUCUAUGUUUACGAUCGAGAUAGAGAUUCAAACUGGUGGAAAGCAAAGUGUGGUAAUCAAGAGGGAUUUGUCCCUGUUAACUAUGUCACAGAACAGACCGAAGAAGUUGAGCUACCGCUGCAUGAAGCUGCGAGACGUGGAAACUUGUCCUUUCUAAGAGAAUGUUUAAAAAGAGGAGUAUCAAGAACUGGACUGGAUUCAGCAGGGAAUACUCCAUUAUAUUGGGCUGCUCGGACUGGUCACAUUGACUGUGUUAAAGAGCUACUGAAUGUAUCUAGUCCUGCCGUCAAUGCUCAAAACAGAAUGGGAGAAUCACCACUACAUACAGCAGCAUAUCAUGGACAUUUAGAAGUUGUGAAUUUGUUGUUAGAAGCAGGAGCUGAUAUUACAUUAAGAAACAAGAAAUCUGAAUUAGCUGAAGAUCUAGCUUUUAAUCCUUUGGUGAAGAAUGCUAUACAAAUGAGUCGAAAACAAUACAUUCCAAAUCAUAGUUAUGGAGUUGAGGAUUACAAUGAUGAGAGUGAUUAAAGUGGAUACAGAGAAGUAUAUGAUUUUAAAAAA